Camelina sativa (false flax) is the source of this 1956-nucleotide messenger RNA. RefSeq names its product auxin transporter-like protein 2. The record is from RefSeq and is a predicted model, not a curated record. NCBI's taxonomy places the organism in Eukaryota, Viridiplantae, Streptophyta, Magnoliopsida, Brassicales, Brassicaceae.
ACUCCCGAAACAUAAACUCUCACAAGUAGCUAUCAAGAAAACAAAGAGAGUUAAGCUUCUCAUCAUCCUGCCUUGAAAAACUACUUCCGUGUCUCCCUCUCUGUCUACACACUCUUUCUCUCUUUCUAUUCUAUUCUCUCUAUAUAUAUUCUUAUCUCUUCUCCCUUCACUCUUACUUGAUUGAUUCAUCACAUUUAAACAGAGAGAGAGAGAGAAAUGGAGAACGGUGAGAAAGCAGCUGAGACUGUUGUUGUUGGGAACUAUGUUGAGAUGGAGAGGGAAGGCAAAGCUUCAGACCUCAAAUCUAAGUUAUCUGACAUGUUUUGGCAUGGUGGUUCUGCCUACGAUGCUUGGUUCAGCUGCGCUUCUAACCAGGUGGCGCAAGUGCUGUUGACACUACCAUACUCGUUUUCACAGCUGGGGAUGCUCUCGGGGAUCCUGUUUCAGCUCUUUUAUGGAAUCUUAGGUAGCUGGACUGCUUACCUCAUCAGCAUUCUCUAUGUUGAAUACAGAACCAGAAAGGAGAGAGAGAAAGUUAACUUCAGAAACCAUGUCAUUCAGUGGUUUGAGGUUCUUGAUGGAUUGCUUGGGAAGCACUGGAGGAAUGUUGGGUUAGCAUUUAACUGCACCUUCCUUCUCUUCGGAUCUGUCAUUCAACUCAUAGCCUGUGCAAGCAACAUAUACUACAUAAAUGACAAUCUGGACAAGAGGACAUGGACAUACAUAUUUGGAGCAUGUUGUGCAACCACAGUCUUCAUCCCUUCCUUCCACAACUACAGGAUCUGGUCUUUUCUUGGACUCGUGAUGACCACUUACACUGCUUGGUACCUCACCAUUGCCUCCAUCCUCCAUGGACAGGUACAAGGAGUGAAGCAUUCAGGACCGAGCAAGCUGGUCUUAUACUUCACAGGGGCCACAAACAUUCUUUACACAUUUGGUGGACAUGCUGUUACUGUAGAGAUAAUGCAUGCGAUGUGGAAGCCUCAGAAGUUCAAAUCGAUAUACCUGUUUGCAACACUGUACGUGCUGACGCUGACGCUGCCUUCAGCUUCUGCGGUCUAUUGGGCGUUUGGUGAUUUGCUUCUAAACCAUUCCAACGCAUUUGCUCUCCUCCCAAAGAAUCUAUACCGUGACUUUGCAGUUGUGCUGAUGCUCAUCCAUCAGUUCAUAACCUUUGGUUUUGCUUGCACGCCACUCUACUUCGUGUGGGAGAAGCUUAUAGGGAUGCAUGAGUGCCGGAGCAUGUGUAAACGAGCCGCCGCUAGGCUUCCGGUCGUUAUACCCAUAUGGUUUCUUGCCAUCAUAUUCCCUUUCUUUGGUCCCAUUAACUCAACCGUCGGAUCUCUUCUAGUCAGCUUCACUGUCUACAUCAUCCCUGCACUAGCUCACAUCUUCACCUUCCGCUCAUCGGCCGCACGUGAGAACGCCGUGGAGCAGCCGCCGAGGUUUCUAGGACGUUGGACAGGGGCCUUCACUAUAAACGCCUUCAUAGUUGUGUGGGUUUUUAUAGUUGGAUUCGGGUUUGGUGGUUGGGCCAGUAUGAUCAAUUUCGUUCACCAGAUUGACACGUUUGGCCUCUUCACAAAAUGUUACCAGUGCCCUCCUCCACCGGUUAUGGCCUCGUCGCCUCCUCCCAUCAGCCAUCCUCACUUCAACCACACUCGUGGCCUUUAAAUUUGAAGCAGUACCAAUCUCUAGAAGAGACGGACGGCCCCCAAGAUCAGUCUCCCCAGCUGCCAGGGAAGUUGGCGUUUUUCCACGGAUCAGAACAGAUUACAGAGAUUCUAUGGGGUUCGUUUAGAUCAAACCACCAAGGCGCCGUAGUGUACGUUUUUGUGUUCGAUUUGCUUCUAUAGUAUUGUGUAAUUUUAUUAUUGUCUCUUCUAAUCUUUGGGAAAAUCAAAAGAAGAAAACAAACAAACUUUAGGAAUAACCCUCAAAUCAAUCUUUCAUGGA